This is a messenger RNA of Lactuca virosa, 1342 nucleotides long. Lineage: Eukaryota; Viridiplantae; Streptophyta; Magnoliopsida; Asterales; Asteraceae. The record is from the annotation of a GenBank genome assembly.
UGGAAUGGAAUCCUUUCUUAUUGACUCACCAUUAGAAGAAAACCGUAUUCGACGUCCGAGUGCAACACUAGCAGCCACUGUAACCGCCGGAAACGGAUUCACGAUCGAAGCCCUAACCUGAAAAUGGGAACCGACAACAAACCCAAGUCCGGCACUGGGAAUCCCGACACCAAGAAGAGGAAGCAACAAUAUCGUCCCAACAACAAAGCAGUGAAGAAGGGUUCAUACCCGUUGCGCCCAGGAGUUCAAGGGUUCUUCAUUACUUGUGAUGGUGGAAGGGAGCGCCAAGCUUCUCAAGAAGCUGUUCAAGUUAUCGAAUCUUUUUACGAAGAGCUACUCGAGGGAAAAGACUCAGAUGUGAAGCACAAAGUCUCAGUGUCACAAAACAAACCAACAAAUAAAAAGAUUAAAUUCACUUAUUCUGAUUCCGAAGAUGACAAUAAUAAUGAUGAUGAAAACAAUGAAAAAGUAGAUAAAGAUUCACUAGUUUCUAAUGAGAAGAAUCAUGAAACUUCUAUCCCUGUUAAAAAAGUUGAGAAUGAAACAAAUGAGAAAGUAGAAGAAGAAGAUAAAAAUGGCAUUGAAGAUGAUGAAACUGAAAAGCAACCAGAAAAGAAACAACGUGUAGAAACAAGUGAAUCUAAAUGUGAAGAAGUUGUGAAAAGGAAAGUGGAGGAAAAGUCUGUUGAUAAGUUAAUUGAAGCUGAACUUGAAGAGUUGAAAGACAAAAGCAAGAGGCGUUUCAACUACCUUGAUUCUGGAUGCAAUGGUGUAGUGUUUGUUCAAAUGCGUAAAAGAGAGGAAGAUCCAAGCCCUAAAGAAAUUGCACAACGAAUGAUAACCACUGCUGCUGAAACAAGGAAACACAUGGCCAGGUUUAUUUUAAGAAUAUUACCUAUAGAAGUGUCAUGCUAUGCAUCAGAAGAAGAGAUUUCAAGAGCAAUUAAACCUUUAAUUGCUCAAUACUUUCCCAAGGAAACAGAAACACCAUAUAAGUUUGCAGUGUUAUGUGAGGCGCGUGCAAAUAGUGGUUUUGAGAAAAUGAAAAUUAUCGAUGCGGUUGCAAAAUCGGUUCCUGAACCCCACAAAGUUGAUCUCACCAAUCCCGAAAAGACAAUUGUAGUUCAAAUUGCUAAGACUGUGUGCUGUAUUGGCGUGGUAGAGAAGUACAAGGAAUUGGCAAAAUACAAUUUGAGACAGCUGACGUCAUCAUCCAAACAAUAAGCUCCGACUUAGGGUGUAUAUGAUGGAUAUUAUGCGGAUAAAUGUCAUCAUGUUUUUGUUUUAUGUUUGAAUCUCGUCAUCAUGAGUCAUGACUUCCUUCACCUUGGUUUUAUCUCGC